Molecule: messenger RNA, 558 nt
Organism: Aureobasidium pullulans EXF-150
Lineage: Eukaryota; Fungi; Ascomycota; Dothideomycetes; Dothideales; Saccotheciaceae
Product: cytidine deaminase-like protein
Exons: 5
Coding region: 1-558 (185 amino acids)
Biological process (GO): tRNA wobble adenosine to inosine editing
Cellular component (GO): cytoplasm; nucleus
Molecular function (GO): tRNA-specific adenosine-34 deaminase activity; zinc ion binding
Source: RefSeq, a predicted model, not a curated record
AUGACAGCUCAUGUCGAAAACAGGCCCUAUCACGAGGCUUUCAUGCGCGAGGCUAUCAAAAUGGCCGAGCUGGCACUCGCCUCUGACGAGACACCUGUGGGCUGUGUCUUCGUCCACGAUGGAAAGGUCAUCGCCCAAGGCAUGAACGGAACCAAUGUCACCAUGAACGGAACACGCCAUGCCGAGUUCGUGGCUCUGAGUCAGAUCAUCGCUGAGAAUCCGCCUUCGAUUCUCCAGGAGACGGACCUUUACGUCACCGUCGAGCCAUGCAUCAUGUGCGCUUCCGUCCUGCGCCAAUUCCGUAUUCGCGCCGUCUACUUUGGCUGCCUCAACGACCGCUUCGGUGGCUGUGGUGGCGUCAUGCGCAUCUGCGAUGAUCCUGGCGUUGAGCCUGCCUACAAGAUCUUUGGUGGCAUCUACAGAGCUGAGGCCAUCAUGCUGCUCCGUCGCUUCUACGUUCAGGAGAACGAGAAGGCCCCCGAGCCCAAGCAGAAGAAGAACAGAGAGCUCAAGACCGACAUCAUGCCCCUGGUCAACAUGAAGAACCCCGAAGGUUGA